AUGAAUUCAGAUAUUCCGAAGUUUUGGGGACUUCUCAGUAAUGCCGACAGAUAUCAAUACAUGUAUCUCCGGAAUGCUCUUUCGUCUCAGAGUGGUAAAAGCAUUCGAAACAAAAGAGUUGAGAACUUUGCAGAGACACUUCAAGCCAUAAAGCAAUUCUGCAUAAGGGGCGAUGGUCAUGAUUGGUGCCGCUUCCUUGUUGCAGGAAUCUGCUGGCUUCCUGAAGGAGGAAUUGCUGUGAACACACAUCAGCUUCGCCUCCUCGUUGUCAAAUGCAAGUCUUCCAUUAACGGCUCGCUCCACAAGAUGGGUUACAAUUAUGGAAUGGAAAGGCCAGAGGCUGCUGCAGCCAUCAUCAGACAGAUUCCACUCCUCAAAGACAACCCUGCGGAGCUUCGUCAAUGGACCGCGAGAUUAGACCAGCCAGUUGCCUGCUCUCCUCCAACCACUUCCCCAAUUUCCCAACCACAGAAUAUACAGGUUCCACAACCACAAAAUGUUGAGAUCUUUGUUCAGGAGGCCAUUGCCCCUCAACAUGAUCUUGUAUCCAAUCAGUCAAAGGAUGUUGUUUGCAGCGAAUUCACGGACGCAUCCUUCUUAGACUUUUCUGAUGAAUUCGACCUUGGCCUUGAUUCUUCCUUUGGUGUGUAG
This is a messenger RNA of Trichomonas vaginalis G3, 651 nucleotides long. RefSeq names its product transcription-initiator DNA-binding domain ibd family. The record is from RefSeq and is a predicted model, not a curated record. The transcript has a single exon. Bases 1 to 651 code for a protein of 216 amino acids. NCBI's taxonomy places the organism in Eukaryota, Parabasalia, Trichomonadida, Trichomonadidae.